AUGGCAAACGUGGCGUUGAUCGGAGCUACCGGCAUGGUGGGAGGCCAUAUCCUCAGCACCCUCCUGGAAAGCCCUGCUGUAGCUCGCGUGGAUACUAUCUCUCGCAAAACUCCACCUGCAGCAGCUAGCGCACCACAGGCGAAGCUCACAACCUUCGUCUCAGAUGAUACGUCGCGCUGGGCCAGCCAGCUAUCCGCUCUUACUCCCACGCCAUCUAUCUUCAUGUCCGCAUUUGGCACGACUCGUGCUGCGGCUGGUGGCUUCGACAAUCAAUAUAAGGUCGAGCAUGGCCUGAACGUGGAGAUGGCACGCGCGGCGCGCGAUGCCGGCACGAAGGUCUAUGUCCUGAUCUCGUCGUCGGGGGCAAGUAAAACGUCGUCUUUUGCGUAUCCUCGCAUGAAGGGUGAGAUCGAAGACGAUGUGAAGGCGUUGGGAUUCGAAAGGACUGUGAUUCUGCGGCCUGGUCUAAUCUCCGGUCAGCGCGAAGAGAGUCGACCUGCGGAGGCUGCGGUGCGAUUUAUUGCUGGGUUUGCUGGGAAGAUCUAUUCCGGAUUGAAGGACGGAUGGGCCCAAGAUGCGGAUGUCAUUGCUCGAGCUGCCGUUAAUGCCGGUCUUAAAGCACUGGAAGGUGAUGUUCCUGCGGGCAGUGAGAAAGUUUGGGUCUUGACCGGCAGUGACAUUAUUAGGUUCGGAGGAAAGAACUAG
Messenger RNA from Aspergillus clavatus NRRL 1, 705 nucleotides. RefSeq lists its product as uncharacterized. Lineage: Eukaryota; Fungi; Ascomycota; Eurotiomycetes; Eurotiales; Aspergillaceae. The coding region runs from base 1 to 705 and encodes 234 amino acids. The record is from RefSeq and is a predicted model, not a curated record. Gene Ontology annotation, biological process: import into nucleus. Gene Ontology annotation, cellular component: cytoplasm. The transcript has 2 exons.